GCCGGCACAUGCCUCUCCCCGGCACCCCGCAGCCCCUGGGACAGGAGGGGGCAGAUGGCCUGUCGGAGCCGGAGGGCAUCUCUCUGAAGCGGGUCGCUGUGGUGGAAGAUUUCUUUGACAUCAUCUACUCGAUGCAUGUGGAGAGCUCAGCGGAGCCAGGCAAAGCCCCCAAGCACGCUGGGCAGAAGAAAACCUACCGAGCGAUCGCGGAGACCUAUGCCUUCCUUCCGAGAGAGGCCGUGACCCGCUUCCUCAUGAGCUGCACGGAGUGUCAGAAGAGGAUGCACUUCAAUUCCAACGGCCUGGAGCCCAAAGAAAACGAGCCUGCCUCCCCUCUGGUCUCCGGGAUCAUCGACUACAACAUGCCCCUCACCUCCACGUACCUGAAGCAGAUGAAACUGCGGGUGAUGAACUCCCAGGAGCAGGAUGAAACUUCUGUGAGCAGUGAAGAUUUUGAUAUGAACGACUCCACAUGGAUGUCAGCUGACCCACACCUGGCCUCCAGCCUGAGUCCCAGUCAGGACGAGAGGAUGCGGAGCCCGCAGAACCUCCACAGCCAAGAGGACGACGACUCCUCCUCCGAGAGUGGCAGUGGCAAUGGCUCCUCCACCCUGAACCCGUCCACGUCGAGCAGCACGCAGGGUGACCCUGCCUUCCCUGAGAUGAAUGGCAACGGCGCUGUGGCCCCCAUGGACUUCACCGCCACCUCCGAGGAUCAGCCCAUUAACCUGUGCGACAAGCUCCCGCCGGGCACAGCACUUGGCACGCCUUCCUACCCCUCGGACAGCUGCGGCACGGACGGACUGCGGAGCCGCGUCAAGUACGGGGUGAAGACCACCCCUGAGUCCCCCCCCUAUAGCUCUGGGAGCUACGAUUCCAUCAAAACUGAGGUCAGUGGCUGCCCUGAGGACCUGACGGUGGGCCGGGCCCCCACAGCAGAUGAUGACGACGAUGACCACGACGACCAUGAGGACAAUGACAAGAUGAAUGACUCUGAGGGCAUGGACCCUGAGCGCCUCAAGGCCUUCAACAUGUUUGUGCGGCUCUUUGUGGAUGAGAAUCUGGACCGCAUGGUGCCCAUCUCCAAGCAGCCCAAGGAGAAGAUCCAGGCCAUCAUCGAGUCCUGCAGCCGGCAGUUCCCCGAGUUCCAGGAGCGGGCCCGCAAGCGCAUUCGCACGUACCUCAAGUCCUGCCGUCGCAUGAAGAAGAACGGCAUGGAGAUGACCAGACCCACACCUCCCCACCUGACCUCGGCCAUGGCAGAAAACAUCCUGGCAGCUGCCUGUGAGAGCGAGACAAGAAAAGCAGCCAAAAGGAUGCGCCUGGAGAUCUACCAGUCCUCGCAGGACGAGCCCGUAGCCCUGGACAAGCAGCAUUCCCGCGACUCCGCAGCCAUCACCCACUCCACCUACUCACUGCCAGCCUCCUCCUACUCCCAGGACCCCGUGUACGUCAAUGGCGGCCUCAACUACAGUUACCGCGGGUACGGGGCCUUGGGCAGCAACCUGCAGCCCCCUGCCUCCCUCCAGACAGGAAAUCACAGUAACGGGCCCACAGACCUCAGCAUGAAAGGCGGGGCCUCCAGCGCCUCCACCACGCCCACGCCCACGCCCUCCAGCAACAGCACCAGCAGGACCAUGCCCACCGCCCAGCUCAGCCCCACGGAGAUCAGUGCUGUGCGGCAGCUCAUCGCCGGCUACCGAGAGUCCGCCGCCUUCCUGCUGCGCUCUGCAGAUGAACUGGAAAACCUCAUCUUACAGCAGAACUGACCCCAGCGGCACCUGGAGUGCACUACCCCAGGGAAGGAGGCUGUCCCCGCCCCGGGCCUGGCGUCCUGCCUCACCAGUUGGUACAUUUUGUUUUUUGAAAGAGGUGGGAUCCGAAAGAGCUGUUUCUAGCCACACUCCAAGCACCUGAGACUUUGGGCACAAGGACACUUUUUUUUGGAAUCUCACCACACGGGUGCUCUGACCUGCUUGGAAGAGGCCAUUGGGGCAGCUUUGGAAGGGCUGGGGCUCCCCUGACAAGGCACUGGGGCCACAGCUCCAUUUAGAAUCAUCUUCGUGGACCCUGAAGUUAGAAUCCCACCCCCAGAUAAUUACCUUUCAAGUCUUAGGUGAGCAGAAUUGCAUAUUUAUUGAGAAAAACAAAGUGGACCCUUUCUUCCUCUCCCCUUAGUAAUUUAUUUUUCUGAAAAUGGAUUCUUUUGUGUUUGUACAGAUUGCCAGUCUGUGUCUGUCUGAUCAGAAGGCUGUAUCCCCGUGACUAACAUUCCAUAUCACUACACUGGCGUGGGCUGGGGCCAGCGGGGCGGGGGUGCGGUGGGGCUGGCUGUCCCUCUGAGUGCCCAGCACUGCCAAGCAGGAGGACCUCACCCACAGCCACUGCAAAGCAAAGACAAACACAAACGGCUCCCCUCCCCGUCCCUCAGAAGCCCCAGUCCCACGGCCACCUGCGUUCUACCUCACACUCCAGCAUGGGCUUUUCCACAAUGUGCCCUGAGCCUGUACUGUUCUGAAUGGCUGUCCCCCAGCUCCCCACACCAUGUGUCUGCCCGGGAGGUAAGUCCAGAUGGGUGGCGAGGAGCUGGAGCCCAAAGAGGACCUUGGCCCCGGCCCUCCCCGCUGCUCGACAGGACAGAGUACUGGGAGCUGGCAGCCCGGCAGCAGGGCCCUGCCCUCACCCCGCCCCCAGGGAGCCAGGUCUGAACACUUCUCUGCAUGGGCCCAGGCCCCUCAGACACUUCCUGGGAAGGCCCCUUUCUUCAGGGUGAGCCCCCGGCUGUCAGGCAGCCACUGAACAGGAAAGGCAGCUGCCAGCUCCUGGGCAAACUGCGGUCCCCGUCCCCUGCCCCCAUGGUUGGAGGAGAGGGGCUGUCAACAGAAGUGGAGAAGCCACUUGGGUUCUCCUAGGACCAGCCCUUCUUCCAGAGGGACGAGUCCUGGAAGAAACCCAUAAUCCCUGGAGUGUGAAAAAGGGCAAAAAGAAAAGGCUGGCCUGGUUCCUCCCUCCCCGACAGGCACUUCCUCUUGCUCAGUGCAAUACCUACCAGUGCUGCUAAAACCAGGGAUUCGCCCAGACCUCAGAAGGCCCACGGGGCCUCUCCAUGCAACACUCCGUAGCCAUGACAGCAGCUCUCUGCUGCCCGCCCCUGCCCAGAGCUGGCAGAAGCCCUCUGUUGCCUUUCCUCCCUCAGAGCAAAGAGGCCCCAGGGGAGCCAGGGCCAAGUGGACCCUCAGAUCGAGAGCCACUAAACCCCAAAGCAGGCACCCCUUCCCAAACCAGCUUUUCUGCAGCCAACUGCCUCUCGGCACUGUGGCAGACCCCCUCAGGAGGGGCAGGGAGGGGGCUCCAGCAUGGAUUCUGGAUCUAUGACUGAGCUCUGGCUCCCGGAUCCAGAAACUCCGAGCAGUAGGGUGCCCCACCCCGUGCUUACUUGUAGCCCCUAGAGGUUGGGGGUGGUCUUUUAUCUCUCAAGUGGCCUCCAACACCCCACCCAGCCACGCCACCUCUGCCUUCCGUCUGACCAAUCCCCAGGCCACUGGUCAGGGCCAGGACACCCGAGACUCCCCCUUAGCACAGCACAAGCUCCAGUGCCCAAGGCCUCUCCCACACCCAGCCAUCCACAUGUCCAGCCCCAACCUGCUCAGUACUACUCCCAGACCUUUGAAUCUGUGUAAAUAUUUAUUUUUUUGUGUGAACAAUACUACAAAGUAAUCAGAAGAUCUUUUGCAAAAUGUUACCCCAGGCAAUUUGUGAAAAUGUUAAAAACUGGCAGAGACAAUCGCCGCCUUAGAAUUCUUGAUAUCAAUUGCUUACCAUGUCAUUUCUCCUCCUGGAGGCAGUACCCAAGCCAGGCACAAACGGUUUGCUUUUUUUGACAGACAGGAGAGACUGGGGAAGGGGCUCCCGCCACCACCCGCACAGGGGAUUAGCUCUAAGAAUCAGCAUAAGCUAUGGUUUGAAGUCACGCUUUUCUGAGUUCAGGCUGUCCACGCCGACCGCCUUCAGCUGGCCGUAGAUCUGCGGUAAGAAGUUGACAGAGGAGGGCAGCGGACGCCAGUGGUAGAAGAGCCCUGGGCUUCCCCCAGCGGCCCCUCCAGCACAGGGAGCUCCGUCAUGUUGACCUCACCUCUUGGGGGACUCCUUCCUGGUGAAGCUACACAUGAAGCCCUGGUGAUGGCAGAUCAGGAGCGAGCUGCUGUGAGCAAACGGCAUCCUUCAGUCCAGGAACUCGCUCUGUUUUGCGUUUAAAAGCAGCUUCCACCCGUCCCUCUCCUCCUGACCUGGAGAGCACCAAGCAGCCGGUUCUGCUGAACGCAGCUCGCCCCCGCCGGCCCACCCGCACCCCAGGGACUGCCUUCUCCCAAAGGGAACUUCCAGCGCACUGCCCCACAGCCACGUAAAAUUCUCACGGAGGGCCUCAGGGCACAAAUUAGUCAUUUGGGAUCCUAAAUUAAAAAGGUAACGUGAGUGUCGACUACACCAGUUCCAGAGUCUUUGCAGGGGCUACUCCCCAAGAAGGGCAGUAUCGGAUGAGGAUGGGAAUUCGGUCUUAGCAGUGGAUCAUCUGGUCGACCAGGAAUAGUGUAACCCAUCUGAAAUUCAUUCUCCUGUCACCACUCAUACAAACAGUUUAUCCCCAAGGACACUUGAGGGGGAGGGGGACAGGCAGGGGUUAGGAAGGUUUUAGAGGUUUCAGACAGGUGGAACCCAGCCAUCCAGAUUCCCAAGGGCCACUUUGACUCCAGGGGUGGUUACAGGAUCAACUACCAGUUCAUUCUCAAAAUGCUGCUUUGAACUCAGAGGGUUGAUACUUUUAAUUUGUAAUUUUUUGUAAAACUUUUUACAAGAUAGUAAAGUAUUUCACCAGAAUACCAGUUUCAAUCCGUCCAUGGUCUGAUUUUUAUAUAAUUUAGUGGUGCUUUAGAAACUUUGUUUUGUUGUUUCUGAGCUAAACAGCUCACUCCUUUUUUGCCUGUAUCUACCUAAGACCAAUGUGAACCUUUGUAUUUUUGCUCCUAAUUUUGGACUCAGUGAAAGUGUACUGUUUACAUGUACAGAUGCCCCAGUCCCCGUGUGUCCUGCAAGACUCGAGGGGAAGGUGCACCUCACUAAGCUCACCUGCUCAGCAAAGCCACAACACAGAAACCUCUCACUUUUUACCUGUUUCCACCUAAAAACAAAAUCGAAAAAACUACACCACAGAGAACACAGAUUUGCUAAAAACAAAACAAAACAAAACUUUCCUAAGCUCAGAAAAAUCUCAUGUGCGUGGCGGAUGGCCCACAUGCCUUUGUCCUGUGGUCCAUUUAGAAGCAGGGGUCAGAACAGAGACGUCCCAUGGCCGCUGGGGGGGGGGGGGGCACGGCAUGGACGCAUGAAGAGGGACAGCAGCGCUGCUCUGCAGAGCUGUGGGAGGGAGCCAGUCCUCCUGGCAGCCUGGGAGUGGGAAGGUGGCGAUGACUCAUGCAACCUUCAGGGUCAAGCCACCCAGGAUUUAGGGACAACCCAAGACGUUGUCAUUCCUCUGGCAUAACUUAGACGUGUUUUGGACGAGCACGAGUUCCCCCUCUGAAAGGAGGCUUUAAGGCUUUCCCGUGCAGCUGGACAAGCAAAUCUUCAGGAUUCCCCUAGAGGCAGCCAUUCAUGAGGUAUCACCUCUGGGGAGGGGCAGGGGGCUCCAGACGGUAAGCAUGUGGCACUUAAGGCAAACAGUGGAGGGCACCAACUUUUAAAGGUGACUCUUUAUUAAUCAAUGGCUUCACCUCUAAAUUAUAUUUUUACAGAUAUGCACCUAUGCAACUUAACGUGGCUCUUCUAAGCAGGUGAGGACUUCCUCCUCAAUGCUCUAUAAAAAUUAUUUGUGUUCUAUAUAGUGAGUUUUUCCAGUAAAUGUGGCUUAAUAUUUUAAUUCUUAGAAUGUGUCUUCUCUAUGUGAUGCAACUAAAUUCUGUUUUGUUUGUGGAAUGACUAGCACAGGCCAACUCCCUCUGCCCUCACUUAACAAAAGACCAAUGAGCUGUUAAUCAAGCUGUAUCUCCAUGGUAUUACUUGCUAAAUGCACUGAUUUCAUAAGUAUGUGGAAUCCUUUUUCUUUUGAAUCUGUAUAUCAUAUAUAAGACUGAAUCUACUUAAUAAACACUGAAUAACAAACUGAA
Equus quagga is the source of this 6161-nucleotide messenger RNA. RefSeq names its product nucleolar protein 4 like (gene NOL4L). The coding region runs from base 9 to 1769 and encodes 586 amino acids. NCBI's taxonomy places the organism in Eukaryota, Metazoa, Chordata, Mammalia, Perissodactyla, Equidae. The record is from RefSeq and is a predicted model, not a curated record. The transcript has 11 exons.